UGACGUAUCUUAUUUUGAAAGCGCAUUUUCAAAAGAGUUAGCCAUCAGAAAGAACAUCGCAAGUCCAGAAAAGACAACAGAGCGACAUAAAAAAUCAUUGCAAACCUCCAAAUCACGCGCUGAGCCUUGACCAUAAGACUUGAGUUUCCAACAAUUGUGUGACCGCUGACCCUGGAGAAGAACAACAUGAAGAAGAAAGCCAGGCGCUUGGGAAGGCACAAAGCGGUCACCAGCAGCAAAAUGUUGGUCCAGUGUUGCGUUCUCUGCCGACGCUGUGAGGAUGACCCCGCCUUGUUUGGGGACAAAUUCACCCUGCGGGAGGACAACAUCUCUGUGCACUACUUCUGCUUGCUGACGUCGUGCGGCGUUUACCAGCGGGGCAAAGAUAGCGAGGGCGUGUUGGGGUUCCUGGUGGACGACAUCAAGCGGGAGGUCCGCCGCUCGGCGCAACUGACGUGCUGCGCGUGCAAGAAGAAGGGCGCAUGCGUGGGCUGCAACGUGAAAAGUUGCCGAAAGACGGUGCAUUUCCCGUGCGGACGCAACAGUGGGUUUGUUUCGCAGUUUACCCAAAACUUCCCCUCUUACUGUCCCAACCACAGCCCGUCCCAGUCUGCAUGCGUGAGCUCAAACCCGAGCCCGCCUCAGUCGUGUUCCGUGUGCUUGGAUGCCAUCGACGGCGACCGACAGGUCCUCAAGUGUCCGUCCUGCCGCGCCGGCUGGUUCCACAGAGACUGCGUGCAGAGGCAAGCGCACAGCGCUGGCCUCUUCUUCUUCAGAUGCGCCUUGUGCAAUAACAAGGACGAGUACCAGCGGGAGAUGCUACGCAUGGGAAUCUACAUCCCCGAGAGAGACGCAUCGUGGGAGUUGGAGGCCAACGCCUACGCCGACCUGCUGGAGGUCUACAUGCACUGCGACGCCUGCGCCUGUUUCUGCACCAACGGACGUGCGCAUUCCGCCAAAACCGGGUGGUUCACAGUGAUCAGAUGCCUGCUGUGCGGAUCCAGGGGGACGCACAGGAAGUGCUCUGGGCUCAAGGUGGACGCCGCUGACUGGACCUGUUCCGAAUGCGCAAAGUCCACUGACAGGAAAGCAGCCAGCCACCGCAGCACCAUCUUCCUGCGAGACCUCCUCCUCUUGGCCACCGGUUCACCGACGCCGCCGGCCUCCCGCCGACUCCCUCCAUUUAUCUCCUCUGGCCUCACCGCCGACACGACGAGGAAGAGGAGGACAAAACGCGGCCGAAGCAGGGCCUCUUCCCGCAGAGCCAGCUCGAGGAGAACCCCCUCCUCCUGCCCAUCAAGUCGUCCUACCAGCCCGGCCGUCGGCCACCAUGCGCACCUCCUGCCUGGCAACGUUGCACCGUCACAGUUUCUUAACAAUUAAGUUUAUUUUAUUACUCUAAGACAGGGGUGUCAAACUAAUUUUUUUCGGGGGCCGCAUUGUAGUCAUAGCUUCUUUCGGAGGGCCAUUAUGACUGUCAACCCAAAUAAAUGUAUGAGCACCUCAUAUUAUAUACAGUUAAAGCUACAAAACAAACUGAUUAAAUUGUGAUUAAAAGUGAACACAAUUUGAAAUUCUAGUAAUGACACACAAAUCUGAUGCACAAUUUGUCUUCGCGGGCCACAUAAAAUGAUGUGGCGUGCCGUAUCUGGCCUUGAGUUUUGACACCUGUGCUCUAA
Molecule: messenger RNA, 1679 nt
Organism: Syngnathus acus (greater pipefish)
Lineage: Eukaryota; Metazoa; Chordata; Actinopteri; Syngnathiformes; Syngnathidae
Gene: g2e3
Product: G2/M-phase specific E3 ubiquitin protein ligase
Exons: 10
Coding region: 187-1383 (398 amino acids)
Cellular component (GO): nucleus
Source: RefSeq, a predicted model, not a curated record